AUGCGCAAAAGUUCCAGGAAAAACUGCAACCGUCCAAACGAAGAAGCCUUGGAGUGUGAGUAUAAAGCGUAUUCCGUUCAGUUGGGUGGGAUUCGGCUGUCUGAAAGUGCACCGCAACACAACCAACAACGGUUACCAAACCCCAGUGCACCGCCGAUACCACAGAUACCCCCAGUAUCGGGAGAAGAUCAGCCAAUAGCAAACCGGACCCGAAGACAGAUUCAAGAAGAAAUCAAAGCAGGGAUGUAUCCCCUACAAGAAGUACCCCUAGGAGGGAACCAAGGGGGAAUAGGCUUUGUAGCAGUUCCACUGAACUCCUCAGAUGUCAUAGGAUUUAAAAAAGAAAUGGGGAAUCUCUUGGAGGAUCCCCUGGGGGUGGCUGAAAGGUUAGAUCAGUUUUUAGGACCCAAUACUUAUACCUGGGAAGAGAUACGGUCAAUCUUAGGGAUCCUCUUUACUACAGAGGAGAGAGGAAUGAUUAGGCAAGCAGGUAUGAGAAUAUGGGAAAGACAAAACCAGGCGGGCCCCCCAGGUGAUCAAAAAUGGCGAAAUGUUGAUCCACAUUGGGACCAUCAACAGGUCCCCAUAUUAGAAAAUGUAGUAAUUGAAACUGAUAAAAGAAUAGAAUUGAAUGACCUGCUAUGGUUGCCUGAAAUAGAAUAUAACUUUUUGGGAAGGGACUUACUGUCAAAACUAGGGUUAGAAAUAAAAACCAAGAAAGGAGAAUGGGACGUUAAGAUUUAUGUGCUCACGAGGGAGGAUGAGGAAAUGAUAAACCCACUAGUAUGGCAUAAAGGAGAGGAGGCAGGUCGAAUAGAUAUGGAGCCUAUCCGGGUGGAGUUAUCAGACCCCCAAAACCCGGUUCGUGUGAAGCAGUAUCCCAUAUCUUUAGAAGGCAGGAAGGGAUUAAAGCCAGUGAUAGACUGGCUCCUGAAACAGGGCUUACUGGAACCCUGUAUGUCUCCCCAUAAUACCCCCAUUUUACCUGUAAAAAAGCCAGAUGGAACAUACAGGCUUGUACAGGAUCUGAGAGCAGUGAACCAGAGAACACAGACAAAGUUCCCUGCAGUCCCUAAUCCAUAUACCCUGGUGAGCUGCUUGUCUCAGGAAUACCAGUGGUAUAGCGUUAUAGAUUUGAAGGAUGCAUUUUGGGCCUAUGCCCUGGAGUCCUGUACCCCGGAGUCCUCCUGCCCAUUAGAUGAAGCAUCCCGAGAUUAUUUUGCUUUUGAAUGGGAGGAUCCAGAGACUGGGAGGAAGCAGCAGCUAAGGUGGACUGUACUACCCCAAGGGUUCACAGAGUCACCUAACUUAUUCGGACAAGCUCUGGAAAAGAUAUUAGAAAAGGUAGAUUUACAUCCAGAGGUAAAAUUAUUGCAAUAUGUGGAUGACUUGUUGCUCGCUGGAAAAUACAAAUCAAUAGUAAAGGAAAACACAAUUAAGUUGUUGAACUUCUUGGCCCAAAAUGGACUCAAAGUAUCUAGAGGAAAACUCCAGUAUGCAGAACAGGAAGUGAAAUACUUGGGACACUGGCUGACCAAAGGAGAAAAGAGGUUAGACUCAGAAAGAGUGGCAGGGAUCCUGGGUCUUAAACCUCCUCGAUCCAAGAAGGAAGUAAGACAACUAUUAGGCUUGUUGGGAUAUUGCAGACAAUGGAUUGAAGGAUACUCAGAGAAAGUUAAAUUUCUCUAUGAAAAGCUACUGGGAGAAAAAGUAACAUGGAAGGAAGAAGAUGAACAAAGGCUAGAGAAAAUUAAGACUUUGCUAAUCCAGGCACCAGUGCUUAGUUUACCAGAUUUGGAGAAACCUUUCCUCCUAUUUGUAAAUGUAAGUGAGCAAACAGCAUAUGGAGUGUUGGUCCAGGACUGGGCUGGAAUGAAGAAACCUGUAGCUUACUGUUCCAAAUUAUUAGACCCUGUCAGCAGAGGAUGGCCUGCAUGUGUACAAUCCAUAGUGGCCACAGCUUUAUUAGUAUAAGAGGCUAGAAAGAUAACUUUUAAUUCUCCUCUCAAGGUAUUUACCCCACAUAAUGUAAGGGGAAUUCUACAACAAAAAGUGGAAAAGUGGUUAACAGAUAGCAGGAUGCUUAAAUAUGAGGCAAUACUCAUAGAUUCCCUUCAAUUAGAAUUAGGAGUUAAAGGGGCCCAAAACCCAGCUCAGUUUUUAUUUGGGGAACCCAGCUCAAAGUUAGAGCAUGAUUGUCUUAAAGUGAUAGAACUGGAGGUGAAGGUGAGGUCUGAUUUAAAGGAUUGUGAGCUCAGAGAAGGGGAGAAAUUAUUUAUAGAUGGAUCUUCAAGAGUGAUAGGAGGACAACGAAAGUCAGGGUAUGCGAUUGUGGGAAUGGAAUCAGGACCCCUGAGCCCUGGGUGGUCAGCUCAGGCUUGUGAAUUAUAUGCUUUAUGUAGAGCAUUGGAACUUCUAGAAGGAAAAGUGGGAACAAUAUAUACAGACUCUAAAUAUGCCUUUGGAGUAGUACAUACCUUUGGAAAAAUCUGGGAAGAAAGGGGACUGGUUAACACACAAGGGAAAGGACUAAUCCAUCAAGAACUGGUAACGAGGGUGUUGAAAGCCUUAAGAAAACCCUUAUAG
This is a messenger RNA of Pogoniulus pusillus (Red-fronted tinkerbird), 2586 nucleotides long. RefSeq lists its product as uncharacterized. NCBI's taxonomy places the organism in Eukaryota, Metazoa, Chordata, Aves, Piciformes, Lybiidae. Gene Ontology annotation, biological process: viral process. Gene Ontology annotation, molecular function: nucleic acid binding; RNA-DNA hybrid ribonuclease activity. The record is from RefSeq and is a predicted model, not a curated record. The transcript is spliced from 5 exons.